Molecule: messenger RNA, 2582 nt
Organism: Capsicum annuum
Lineage: Eukaryota; Viridiplantae; Streptophyta; Magnoliopsida; Solanales; Solanaceae
Exons: 2
Coding region: 407-2353 (648 amino acids)
Molecular function (GO): zinc ion binding
Source: RefSeq, a predicted model, not a curated record
ACAUAUCCCAAUACCCAAUAAUUCCCCAAUUAGCCCCCUUUUCUGUUGCCGAUUCUGAGAAAACAUUUUGCAUUUUCCAACUUUAGGGUUUUCCAAUUGCCCUCCUAAUUCAUCAAAUUUACGCUCCUAUACUCUUUUCAUCAUCUUCAAUUUCUCUCUGCAUAUUCUGGGUAAUAAUUUACAUAUACUUAACAUAUAUCUAUAUAUAUUUUUCGAUAACCCUGUUAGUCGGACCAACAAACUUUUCGAAUAUCUACCACCUCCAACCAGCAAUAACAUAUCAGAUACUGAAUUUGGAGUGAUAUGUGGAUCUACAGUUACUCAUUUGGAAAAUUUGGUUGAAAUGAAAGGAGCCAUGGUUUGGGUUUAGCAACAAGAUUGAAAGUUUUUAGAUGUGCCUAGAGUUAUGGGGGAUCAAGUAUUGGAAUCAGUGCAUGAGAUAUUAGGAUCAGGACGUGAUUCAAAUGGUCAAGUAUUGGAAUCAGUGCAUGAGAUAUUAGGGUCAAGACGCGAUUCAAAUGGUCAAGUAUUGGAAUCAGUACACGAGAUAUUAGGAUCAGGACGUGAUUCAAAUGGUCAGCAGGUCACAGAAGUACCAAGUUCGAAUAGUGUGUUGAUUGACCAGCCUUUAGCAAUUGGGCAAGAGUUCCCGGAUGUUGAUACUUGUAGAAGGACUUUGAAAGAGAUAGCAAUAGCAUUGCAUUUUGAAAUUCGAAUAGUAAAAUCAGAUAGGAGUAGAUUCAUAGCUAAGUGCUCCAAAGAGGGUUGUCCGUGGCGUAUUCAUGUCGCAAAAUGUCCAGGAGUUCCUACAUUUACGGUAAGGACACUUCAUGGUGAGCAUACAUGUGAGGGAGUUCAGAGCCUUCACCAUCAGCAAGCAUCAGUGGGUUGGGUUGCAAGAUCAGUGGAAUCACGGGUGCGGGAUAACCCUCAGUAUAAACCAAAGGAGAUUUUGCAGGAUAUUCGAAGUCAGCAUGGGGUUGCUGUGUCGUAUAUGCAAGCAUGGCGAGGGAAGGAGCGCAGCAUGGCUGCUCUACAUGGAACUUUUGAAGAAGGUUAUCGACUUCUUCCUGCAUAUUGUGAACAGAUAAGGAAGACUAAUCCAGGGAGCAUUGCAUCAAUCGGUACGGAACAGGAGAACUGUUUCCAGCGACUUUUUGUCUCAUAUCGUGCAGCUAUUUAUGGAUUUUUAAAUGCUUGCCGGCCACUUUUGGAACUUGAUAGAGUGCAUUUAAAAGGAAAGUACCUGGGUAUGUUAUUUUGUGCUGCAGCAGUUGAUGCGAAUGAUACUCUGUUUCCUUUGGCAAUAGCGGUUGUUGAUGUGGAAAGUGAUGAGAACUGGAUGUGGUUUAUGUCGGAGCUCCGCAAACUUCUGGGUGUAAAUACGGACAGUAUGCCAAGGCUUACUAUACUGUCUGAGAGGUCGGCUGGUAUGGUUGAGGCAGUCGAAACUCAUUUUCCAAAUGCGUUUCAUGGUUAUUGCCUACGUUAUAUCAGUGACAAUUUCCGAGAUACAUUUAAGAACUCAAAAUUAGUGAACAUUUUCUGGAAUGCAGUGUAUGCACUAACCACAGCUGAAUUUGAGAGCAAAGUCUCCGAGAUGGUAGAGAUUUCACAAGAUGUGCUACAAUGGUUUCACCAUUUCAAUCCGCAGCAUUGGGCUGUUGCAUAUUUUGAAGGAUUACGAUAUGGUCAUUUUUCAUUGGGGAUCACAGAAGUGUUGUAUAACUGGGCAUUGGAGUGUCAUGAACUUCCUGUUGUGCAGAUGAUGGAGCACAUCCGCCAACAAAUAACAUCAUGGUCUAAUGAUCGCCGAAACAUGGGCAUGAGGUGGACGUCAAUACUCGUGCCAGCUGCUGAAAAGAGGAUUUCAGAAGCAAUUGCUGAUGCUCGCUGCUAUAAAGUUCUACGAGCAAACGAAAUUGAAUUUGAGAUCGUAUCCACUGAGAGGACAAAUAUUGUGGACAUACGAAGUCGUGUGUGCUCAUGUCGCCGUUGGCAACUCUACGGUGUGCCGUGUGCACAUGCUGCUGCUGCACUUAUCUCUUGUGGGCAGAAUGCGCAGUUAUUUGCCGAGCCUUGUUUCACAGUCCACAGUUAUCGUGAAACCUACUCACAGAUGAUAUACCCAAUUCCUGAUAGGAGCCUGUGGAAUGAGGCUGGUGAGGGUGCAGAAGGUGGGGCAGCAAACAUUGAUAUUGUAAUUCGACCACCAAAAACCCGGCGUCCUCCUGGCAGGCCCAAAAAGAAGGUUCUUCGCAUAGAGAGUUUCAAGCGUCCAAAGAGAGUCGUUCAAUGUGGUCGCUGCCAUAUGUUGGGACAUUCUCAGAAAAAAUGUUCUUUGCCUAGUUAAUCCCUUGGUUAGUUAUCAGCUUUCUUUGCUCAUUCAGAAAAUUUUCAUAGAAGAGUCUUAAGCUGCAUGUAUUUAGUAACGGGUUAGUCAUGAGAUGUUACUUGGCCUCUGCUUUAUAAGUUCCACAGUUGUCCUUAAAUAUAUAUCAGGAACAUGUGGUGCACCUUGUAUUUUUAUCUAUAUGGUUAAUUGAAUUUUCAUCGAAUUGUAUCCAAGAAAGCCUUUUUCA